AUGACUUGUGCAACAUGGAGAACGAGCAACUUUUCAACGAAAACGGGACUUUUGCGCAAGAUAAUUGAGGUUAAUGAUGUGACUAUGCUGAAUCAAUAUAUUAAAUCCUAUGGCAGAAUUGCUCUUGAUCCAGCAGAACUUCACGAUCCUUUCUGGAUAGCUGCUAAGUGUGGAAGCGCCAAUGCACUUCAGGUGCUGCUUGAGUAUUACAAAGCUGAUCCAGAUCAGACACAAGCUCUGGCCGCCCGAGGAUUCUUCCUGUUGAAUACCGCUUGUCAGUACGCGCAACUUGAGACGGCGCGGUUUUUGCUAGAUAGCGAUCCUCCGCUUGGAAAGGCGUAUACAGGGGAUCACCGUGGAGGGGGGGCAUUGCUGUCAGCGGCGAUCUACAAGGAUAAUAGGGGUUGGUUCCGUGAUCGAAUUACUCGUAGUGAGGACUUGAUGCACAUGCUCCUUGAUAGGGGCGCUUCUGUUCGUGAUGUUGUCCAAGUCCUCCGGCAUUCAGAUGAUGAUAAUACUGAGGGAAAACUGCAGCAGCAACAGUGGCCGUUGCUCAAGACCGUACUUGGACAGGCAGUCUCUAGGGCUAGUUACAAGUUAUUGUCUCGUCUCAUUGCCGAAGGGGCGGAUGUCCAUACCCGGCAGUACGGUAUGGGUGAUUUUUCAGGCUACGGAUCUGCUCAGGAGGUCACUGCACUUCACAUUGGGAGCUCCUACUGGAACUCGGAAGGGGUCCAAGCGUUGAUACAGCACCGUGGUCGCGAAAUUGAUGUUGCAGAGAUGGUUUCUGUGAGUGACAGCAACGGGUGUCUUCCACUACACUGGGCAGCUGUAGGCUCCAGCGACGAAGACCUUCUCACAGAAGAUAAAAUUACUUCCAAAAUUAUAAGCACCUUCAAGCUUCUUAUAGAUGGAAAUACCAGUACCAUCAAUAUCCAAGACAAGAUGGGGUCCACGGCUUUGCAUUAUGCAGUCGAAAGCCAUGCUGCCUGUGGUAAUAGACAUGCAUAUCUCGUGAUAAAAUUCUUAUGCGAAAAUGGAGCAGAUGCGAGUUUGCAAGAUUAUAAAGGACAAACUGUUUUACAUAAGUUGGCUCUUCGCUCUAUUGACGGUGCACCCAUUGAUAGAGCCCUGAUAGAGCUACUACUGGCUCACGGUGCCAAUCUGGAUCAUAUCGAUGCGGAUGGCAAUACUGCUCUUCACAUUAUGGCAAGAAUUCUGCGACAGAGGCAGGCUGCACAGAUUUUAAUCACCCUGGGGGCUAAUUUCCAUGCUAAAAACGUAAAGGGGAAUAUCUCCUUGCAUGAAGCAGUGGUUGGAGUGCUCCGGCCACGGCAAAACCUAGAGGGAAACCAGGAGAAUGUAACACCAAACGAUCGAAUCAAAGCGCAAGAUGAGAUAAUCGAGGCCUUAGAAAAUGGUGCAGGAGAUAAAAGAAGUUUAAUGGAUCAACCCAAUGCAGCUGGCCUGACACCAAGACAGUCACUGGAGGAGACAAGGACUAGGAGUAAGAGGUACGCGCAGAAAUCAGUGCAAAACGAGCCAAUCCAGCUAGAACUUGCUUGGAAUGUUUCGCGGACCCGAGAAUACAGUAUGAUUUGGUUAGAAACUGUAAUUCCUAUUGAUUUCCAACAUGCCUCUUUUAACUAG
This is a messenger RNA of Talaromyces proteolyticus, 1650 nucleotides long. Its product is annotated as ankyrin repeat-containing domain protein. The record is from RefSeq and is a predicted model, not a curated record. Gene Ontology annotation, molecular function: protein binding. NCBI's taxonomy places the organism in Eukaryota, Fungi, Ascomycota, Eurotiomycetes, Eurotiales, Trichocomaceae. Bases 1 to 1650 code for a protein of 549 amino acids. The transcript is spliced from 4 exons.